CUCAAACAUGGCGGCGGUUGGCACCGGGCGGUGAGGCGGUACCAGGUGGGGGCUGUCGGGUGUCAUGGGCGGUGGCGGCGGUACCGCCUCCGCGUCUCCCUGAGCUGGACCUCACGGGGGACUCUGCGCCGAACUGGGCGAUGGAUGAGAACAGCGAGCUGGGCGGUCUGGAGACCAUGGAGACCCUCACGGAGCUGGGCGAUGAGCUGACUCUCGGGGACAUCGACGAGAUGCUACAGUUUGUCAGCAAUCAAGUGGGAGAGUUCUCUGACUUGUUUUCAGAGCAACUAUGUAGCUCCUUCCCUGGAGGUGGUGGCGGCAGUGGCAGUGGUGGCACCAGCAACAACAGCAGUGGCAGAGGCACCAGUGGUGGAGCUGCAGAUCCCGCAGUACAGCGGUCAUUCAGCCAGGUCCCAUUGUCUACCUUCUCUCCCUCAUCCACCUCCCCUCAGGCUCCAGCCCUGCAGGUCAAAGUCUCUCCUACCCCACCAAGGGCAACCCCUGUUCUCCAGCCCCGACCCCAGCCCCAGCCUCAACCUCCAGCUCAGCUGCAGCAGCAGACGGUGAUGAUCACCCCGACCUUCAGCACCGCUCCACAGACCAGGAUCAUCCAGCAGCCUUUGAUAUACCAGAAUGCCGCAACCAGCUUUCAAGUCCUGCAGCCUCAAGUGCAAAGCCUCGUGACAUCCUCGCAGGUACAGCCAGUUACCAUCCAGCAGCAGGUGCAGACGGUACAGGCCCAGCGGGUGUUGACUCAGACAGCCAAUGGCACACUGCAGACCCUUGCCCCAGCCACAGUGCAGACAGUCGCUACACCACAGGUGCAGCAGGUCCCGGUCCUGGUUCAGCCUCAGAUUAUUAAGACAGAUUCCCUUGUUUUGACCACGCUGAAAACAGAUGGCAGCCCUGUCAUGGCCGCCGUCCAGAACCCGGCCCUCACUGCCCUCACCGCCCCCAUCCAGACGGCCGCCCUUCAAGUACCAACCCUGGUGGGCAGCAACGGGGCCAUUCUGACCACAAUGCCGGUAAUGAUGGGCCAAGAGAAAGUCCCCAUUAAGCAAGUGCCUGGGGGUGUAAAGCAGCUCGAGCCUCCCAAAGAAGGAGAGAGGCGGACAACACACAAUAUCAUUGAGAAGCGGUACCGGUCCUCCAUCAACGACAAAAUCAUAGAGUUGAAAGACUUGGUCAUGGGGACAGAUGCCAAGAUGCACAAGUCUGGCGUUCUGAGGAAGGCCAUUGAUUACAUCAAGUACCUGCAGCAGGUCAACCACAAGCUGCGCCAGGAGAACAUGGUGCUGAAGCUGGCAAAUCAGAAAAACAAGCUCCUGAAGGGCAUCGACUUGGGCAGUCUGGUGGACAGUGAUGUGGACUUGAAGAUCGAUGACUUCAAUCAGAAUGUCCUUCUGAUGUCUCCCCCGGCCUCGGACUCUGGGUCCCAGGCUGGCUUCUCCCCCUAUUCCAUUGACUCUGAGCCGGGCAGCCCUCUGCUGGAUGAUGCAAAGGUCAAGGAUGAACCGGACUCUCCCCCUGUGGCACUGGGCAUGGUGGACCGAUCUCGAAUUCUCUUAUGUGUCCUCACCUUCCUGGGUCUCUCCUUUAACCCCUUGACUUCAUUGCUGCAGUGGGGAGGGGCCCACAACCCUGACCAACACCCGUACUCAGGCUCUGGCCGCAAUGUACUGUCACUGGAGUCAGGUUCUGGAGGCUGGUUUGACUGGAUGAUGCCGACUCUACUGCUGUGGCUGCUAAACGGUGUGAUUGUCUUGAGCGUCUUCGUGAAGCUGUUGGUCCAUGGGGAGCCAGUGAUCCGCCCACACUCACGCUCCUCGGUCACCUUCUGGAGACACCGGAAGCAGGCAGACCUAGACCUCGCCAAAGGUGACUUUGCAGCUGCUGCUGCCAACCUACAGACCUGCUUAUCCGUUUUGGGCCGGGCGCUGCCCACCUCCCGCCUGGACUUGGCCUGCAGCCUCUCCUGGAACGUGAUCCGCUACAGCCUGCAGAAGCUGCGCCUGGUACGCUGGUUACUCAAAAAGGUCUUCCAGCGCUGGCGGGCUACCCCCGCCACUGCAGCCGGCUUUGAGGAUGAAGCUAAGAGCAGUGCGAGGGAUGCGGCCCUGGCCUACCACAGGCUGCACCAGCUGCACAUCACAGGGAAGCUUCCAGCAGGAUCUGCCUGUUCCGAUGUGCACAUGGCUCUGUGUGCUGUGAACCUCGCCGAGUGUGCAGAGGAGAAAAUCCCACCAAGCACACUUGUCGAGAUCCACCUGACCGCUGCCAUGGGGCUCAAGACCCGAUGCGGGGGCAAGCUGGGCUUCUUGGCUAGCUACUUCUUAAAUCGUGCCCAGAGUCUGUGUGGCCCAGAGCAUAGCGCUGUCCCCGACUCCCUGCGCUGGCUGUGCCAUCCCCUGGGCCAGAAGUUUUUCAUGGAGCGAAGCUGGUCGAUCAAGUCAGCAGCCAAGGACAGCCUGUACUGCGCCCAGAGGAACCCAGCUGACCCCAUUGCCCAGGUACACCAGGCUUUCUGCAAACACCUGCUGGAAAGAGCUGUGGAGGCCUUGGUGAAGCCUCAGGCCAAGAAGAAGGCAGGUGACCGGGAAGAAGAGAGCUGUGAAUUUUCCAGUGCUCUAGAGUUUUUGAAAUUACUUCACUCUUUUGUGGACUCUGUGGGAUUUGUGGCCUCACCAUUCUCCAGCAGUUCUGUGCUCAGGUCAGCCCUUGGUCCCGAUGUCGUCUGUCGGUGGUGGACGUCCGCGAUCACCGUGGCCAUCAGCUGGCUCCAGGGCGAUGAUGCAGCUGUGCGCUCGCAUUUCACUGAAGUAGAGCGGGUCCCCAAGGCCCUGGAAGUGACUGAGAGUCCCUUGGUGAAGGCCGUCUUCUAUGCCUGUAGAGCCAUGCAUGCCUCACUCUCUGGAAAGGCCGAUGGGCAACAGAACUCCUUCUGUCAUUGUGAGAGGGCCAGUGGUCACCUGUGGAGCAGUCUCAAUGUCAGCGGCACUACUUCUGACCCUUCACUUAACCAUGUGGUCCAGCUGUUCACCUGUGAUCUGCUACUGUCACUGAGGACAACACUCUGGCAAAAGCAGGCCAGCGCCAGCCAGCUCCUGGGCGAGACCUACCACGCGUCAGGCACUGAGCUGGCCGGCUUCCAGCGGGACCUGGGCAGCCUUCGAAGGCUGGCCCACAGUUUCCGCCCAGCAUACCGCAAGGUGUUCCUGCAUGAAGCAACUGUUCGACUAAUGGCGGGAGCCAGCCCCACCCGUACACACCAGCUGCUGGAGCACAGCCUACGGCGCCGCACCACUCAGAACACCAAACACGGAGAAGUAGACACCUGGCCUGGCCAGCGAGAACGAGCCACUGCCAUCCUGCUGGCCUGCCGCCAUCUUCCCCUCUCCUUCCUAUCUUCCCCGGGCCAGCGGGCAGUGCUGCUGGCUGAAGCUGCCCGCACCCUGGAGAAGGUGGGUGACCGCCGUUCCUGCAGUGACUGCCAGCAGAUGAUUGUCAAGCUGGGCGGUGGCACUGCCAUCGCUGCUUCCUGACCCCCGUCGGGGCUUGGUCUGCUGCUUCUUCCCGCCUUUGUCUCUGUCUCCCCAUCUGUUUUUCUCCCUCCUCCAAGAGCUGUGGGGACAAAGGCAAGACUGGUUUUCUGAGCUGUUACCUGCCAAGGCUUUUGGAUCAUUUCGGGCCAGUAGGACCAUGAGCCAGGCUCCUUAAAACUGCUGUGGUAAAUCCAUGGUCUAAGCCCAGGUGGGCUGAGAAGAAAGAUGGCCUGAGCAGGAUUGGGGUGAUCUCCUUACUGGAAAGCAGCGUAGGAUGCUGCCAAGUCCCCCUCCCAGCCCUCUGGAGACUGUCUCCUUUCUGCCUCUGGGUUUUUUGUUUUUGUUUUUUUUUGUUUUUUUUUUUUUGUUGUUGUUGUUGUUGUUGUUGUUAUGUUUUGUUUCUGUUUGUUUUUUUGUUUUUUUAAUCAGGCUUUCUCUGGGAACUAGGUCUCUGCACCAGAGAGCAUUUUGCAUUCUGGACUUACCUGACGCGCCCCUUUUUAUACAGAUGUUUUUAUAUGUGUGUGCUUGGGCCUGCCAUGAUACAGGGCAAAGUUGCUGUGGCAUCUCCGUUCCUCUCCCUGGGUCUGCACUCCCUCCCCUGUGCCUGACUAAGCCUUUCAUUGUUUUUUUUUUUUUUUUCAUCAUUAUAAGGUUCAGCCAGGGAAGGGAGGGAGCCCAGUCCUGGGGAGGUGGGUGGGAGGCAGGGGCAGGUCUAGGGAUGGGUGAAAAAUAAUGUCGGCAUUGUUUUUUAAUUUUUUAAAAAAUAAAUGGUAUCUUAUUUAAUUGUCCUGUUCCUUCCCACUCCUCUACCCCCUGAGAUGGCCGCCUGAGCUCAGGGUAGGCCCACGGGGCUGGACAGGAUGAAGCCACCAUUGGGCCUGAGGUCCAGGGGUCUUCAGCAUGAUUAUUUGUUCUUCCUCCCCCACCCUAACUCCUACCUCCCAUAGAGUGUAUUUUUACCCCUAAUUCCUGUCUGAAUAAGCCAGGGCGGCAGACACUGGUCCCACACCUUUCCCAGCCACAAGCCUCUCAUUUUCAGGGUAGGCAGCAGGACUCAGGUCUCUUGCCUUGAGAUCGGGGGAGUCCUAGAAAGAAGAGUGGUCCUGCUUUUGUGGACUGCUUGGCUCAGGGCUUCCUGAGAGACUUGAAAGGAAUUGUCCCUCCUUGUGCUUCUCAUCCCUUCAAGCUGGUUGAAGCAGAGAGUAGGUAGGGGCAGGCCCUUCCUGUGCUUGGACCCCACCUACUCUACCUUCCUUCCACCUGUCCCCAGCCGGCACUAUAAUUUAUGGCCCCUGCCGUGGGGCAGCCUAGCCCUCGUGUCUUGUGUAUAUACUGUGCCUUUUCUCCUUGUGGGGGGGUGGUGUUGUUUUUCACUGAACAGGGGAUACACCUAUGUCUUGUCGAUGUUGAAACAUGCACCAUGUGCUGGACAUAGGUUUUCAAUAAACACAGAUUGGUACCACCUAA
Messenger RNA from Rattus norvegicus (Norway rat), 5012 nucleotides. It is a transcript of the gene Srebf2, whose product is annotated as sterol regulatory element binding transcription factor 2. The transcript is spliced from 19 exons. Gene Ontology annotation, molecular function: protein dimerization activity. Lineage: Eukaryota; Metazoa; Chordata; Mammalia; Rodentia; Muridae. The record is from RefSeq and is marked provisional. Gene Ontology annotation, cellular component: nucleus; Golgi membrane; endoplasmic reticulum membrane. Bases 141 to 3542 code for a protein of 1133 amino acids.